AUGCAUGUAUUUUCAGGUGUCCAAGGAGCACUUCUCUCCACCAUUAUGCACCCAAUUCUACCGCACUCAGUGUUCUUCGGUAGUGUGGCACCUGUGAGUGAUGAUUCAAUGAUGAAUGCUCUGUUUGGACGUCUUGAACCUCCAGCAAUUCCAUGCAAGGUGGAAUCAAUUAGGAACAAAAUUAUGUUGUCCAUGUCACCAUCGCAUGUGUGGACACGUGAUAUGGAGCAUGUGGAAAUGCUGAAUACGGAAUCCGGCCGAACUAACAAGGGUUCACCAUACGCCUCUGCAAAGCGGCGAUUUUCGAGGUGGGCUUUCCUGAAAUUGGCGCCUGAUAAGCGUUUGAAGCGCAGAAAGCCUAAAAAGUCAAUAGAAAAUCAAUACUCGAUUGUAGAAUAG
Molecule: messenger RNA, 399 nt
Organism: Cooperia oncophora
Lineage: Eukaryota; Metazoa; Nematoda; Chromadorea; Rhabditida; Trichostrongylidae
Source: the annotation of a GenBank genome assembly